UCAGGGGGGCUCCCAGCAGGGCAGAGGGGUGGUGAGAGGCUGAGCCGUCACUCUUUUCCACAGCCACCCGCGCUGGCUGGCUCCGGCAGGACGCAUGCAGCAUCGAGAGCGGGAGCCAGCGGCCGGGAGCAGCAGUCUGUGGCCAAACCCACGCAGCGGGCGGCUUCAAGGGCAAAUGGAGAGGCAGAGGCCAGGGUGUAGAGUCGCAGCAGCUGUCCUGGCCGGGCCCUUGCUCUCCUCCUUCCUGCAGGCCGCCCGGGUCAGAGCCCAGCAGGGCUCUCUAGCAGCGGAGAAUGGGAGCUGGGCUGCCGAGGAAGCCCAGGGCAAUGAGUCCUCGGAGCACGCCUUCUUCUCUCUGGAUUACCAACAUGUCCAAGUCCCCUUUGAAAUCACGCUCUGGAUCAUGCUUGCAUCCUUGGCCAAAAUAGGCUUUCAUCUCUAUAGCAAGCUGCCUUCCGUCGUCCCGGAGAGCUGUUUACUGAUAUUUGUAGGACUCAUCAUGGGAGGCAUCAUCUAUGGCUUAAAUGACAAGUCGCCACCCGUUAUGGACAGUGACAUCUUCUUCCUCUACCUGCUGCCACCCAUCGUCCUCGACGCAGGGUACUUCAUGCCCAGCCGUCCCUUUUUUGAGAACAUCGGCACCAUCCUCCUGUACGCGGUGGUGGGGACGAUAUGGAACGUGUUUGGGAUUGGCUUCUCGCUCUAUGGCAUCUGCCAAGUGAGGGCCUUCCACCUGCAGGACGUCUCCUUGCUCCAUAACCUCCUGUUCGGCAGCCUGAUCGCUGCGGUGGACCCGGUGGCAGUGCUGGCUGUGUUUGAGGAGAUACACGUCAACGAAAAGCUGCACAUUUUGGUCUUCGGCGAGUCGCUCCUGAAUGAUGCGGUGACCGUGGUGCUCUACAAGUUAUUUCGCUCGUUCUGUGAAAUGCCAGCCAUCAAGACUGUGGAUGUUUUUGCUGGAGUUGGAAAAUUCUUUGUGGUGGGGAUUGGAGGAGUUUUAGUAGGUCUUACCUUCGGGAUGACGGCCGCCUUUACCACGCGAUUUACCAAGGACAUCCGCGUAAUUGAGCCGCUCUUUGUCUUCCUGUACAGUUAUCUGUCCUAUCUCACUGCGGAAAUGUUUCACCUCUCUGGAAUCGUGGCCAUCAUUGCUUGCGCCAUGGGCAUGAAACGUUACGUGGAGGCCAACAUCUCUCUGAAGUCCCACACCACAGUCAAGUACUUCAUGAAGAUGUGGAGCAGCGUUAGUGACACCCUCAUCUUCAUCUUUCUUGGAGUUUCCACCAUUGGAGAAAAUCACGAGUGGAACUGGCCAUACAUUUGCUUCACUGUCAUUUUCUGUCUCAUUUGGAGAGCACUAGGGGUUCUUGUACUGACCUUCUUCGUGAACAGGUUUCAUGUGAACACUGUCACCAGCAAAGACCAGUUCAUUAUAGCGUAUGGGGGUCUCCGCGGAGCCAUUUGUUUCUCUUUGGUUUUCUUGCUUCCUGACUUUCACAGAAAGAAGCUCUUCAUUGCAGCAACUACUGUUGUCAUCCUCUUCACCGUGUUUGUACAGGGGAUGACCAUCCGCCCUCUCGUUGACCUGUUGCAUGUCAAGAGGAAAAGAGAGAGUGCUCCCACGGUGGGAGAGCAGAUCCAUAUCCGGUUCCUGGAUCAUUUGCUGGCUGGCAUAGAAGAUAUAUCUGGACACUGGGGACAGUAUUACUGGAAAGACAAGCUCGAGUAUCUCAACAGCAAAUACCUGCAGAAGAUCCUGCUUCGAGAGUAUGACCAGCCAAAAUCCAGUAUCGUGCUUCUCUACGAAAAGCUGGAGCGGAAGCAUGCCAUCGAGCUGGCAGAAGCCGGGCAGCUGGGUCACGCUCCGUCUCACCCGUCCUUGCUCAACAGCGACAGGACUGUCAUAACAGACAAAAAGUCAGAGGAUACCCUGAAUCCGGAUGUCCUGGAAAAUAUACAGGAGAUAUUGGCAAGGAACCUGUACCGAAUAAGGAGAACGGGCCCGGCGUACAGCAGGCACAGGCUGCCUGGAGAGACAGAGCCCACGGAGCAGGCCAAGGAGAUCCUGAUCCUGCAGCGCAGGAGCCUGCGGGCAGACACGGUUGGAAGUGAUGGGGGCAGCUCCAGGAGGGAGAAGGAGGACUCCUCCCCGGCGCAGGGCAGCCCCGACGUGCAGCCCAGGCUGUGCCGCUCCCUCACCGUUGGGAAUGCAGAAAAGGUUCAGGCCGUGAAGCAGAACCGAUCGCAGUCCGUGUGUGUCAUCCCACCGCCGCAGCCUGGUGGCACCGCCUGGGGUGAGAAGGAAGAAGCAGAGAAAGAGCUAACUUUGGAUAUGUAAAAGCACAAGUGGUGCUGCUGGCUUCCCAGCAUGGAAGGCUGUUUCAUGGAUGUCUACAAUACAAUCUGCUUUUUUAUUUUUUUUCCUGUAAUGGAGGCCAGCAACAUGAUGGUAAUGUAAAUAAGAUGCAUAUUGAAAAGGACAGCACGGAGUGGGCAAAAAAAUCCUGAGUGAUCGACAUCAAAAUGUGCUCUCAUUGCACAGCACUGUACUUUUAAAGGGAACCAAGAAAAAGGGAAAAGAUGCACAGACAAGCACCAGCAAUGCAAGGUAAUGCCUGAGAGGGGAGCUAAGAAAAAUUAGUUUGCUCAUUCUGGGAAAAUUGCUGAAACUGCCUGCAAGUACAAGAAAAGAUGUUUUAAUAAGAUGAGAUAUUGGGUCUUCUCAUUAGUCAGCAGGGAUAGAAUAAACAGCAAGGAGCAUUUAGAUUAUAUGUUAAGAGAAACUUUAUAAUUUCAAGGAGAGUUUUAUUAGGCAACGGAGCAUGCUACCAGGAAAGGCAGCAGAAACACCAAAAGUCCUCUCCCGCAUCUAAGGAACUGGUGGGUCCUGAAUAUGAACAUUAACCCUGUGAAUUCCGGGGUUAAAUCGUGUUGUUGAAUCAGGUGGUGUGUCUGAUCCCGUGUCAGGAUUUCUGCUGCCACUACUGAGACUGCAGCUUUGGAGGAGGUUUGAGGCAGUCUCCUCACUAUUAAAUAGAGAGGGGGCCCCCAGCCCCUCUGCUGUCAGGAAAGCCACAGUCCCAUUUUGCAAGAGGUGAACUGCAAGGACAGCACCUGCGGAUGAGACGCUCCAUGCCUGGAUAAUUUUGUCUGAAACUCCAGGUAAGUGUUCAAGCCUCUGAAUUCUUGUCCUUAGCUGAACCCCAAGGGCUCAGUUCCAGUACUGCAAGCGUUGGCAGUUUUCUUUCUCUUCCCCUUCCUCUGCAUUGAAGAAUUCAAGAGCAUCUAAUUGGAACAAGUGGCCAAAGAGACUCUUUCUGAAUUAAAAAUAAAAGAAGUUAUAGGAAUUCGUGUACUUUCCUCCUUGAUAUCCUUGGACUUUAGGAGCCAAUCUCCUGUGUGCAGAAAUACUCCAUUAGGAGAUCGCUGCCCGGUACGCUGCAGCUUUCAUUUUAAAUUAAAGACACAAAAUUGUGUGUGUUUGCUUUACAAAGGCAUGUGGGUCUCGAUUAUCAUUUGGACAAGCUCCUUUACAAUGUCCUGGAAUAAGCUGAUACACUUCAGUUUUACGUGAAGGCCACUCCUCGCUGCCCCAACACUGAAAAUCAGACCUUGUAGCCUUAUACUAUUUUGUGCAUGCAGGUGCAUGUGUGUGCAUAUUUACUGAUUUUAGUAUAAUUCUACUGACAACCUCAAUGGUAGUUUUGGUUUGGUUUGUAGUUCAAUCCAUAUUUUUAUAGGAGUCAUGCCUUUGUCUACGCUUAAGUUAGAAACUAAUCCACACCAUCCUUCAGCAUGACGCAAAUACAACAUGUACUGCAUUUCUAUCUCAAUUAAAUACCUUGUGUUACGAGAUCA
This is a messenger RNA of Anas platyrhynchos (mallard), 3858 nucleotides long. RefSeq names its product sodium/hydrogen exchanger 2. Gene Ontology annotation, molecular function: sodium:proton antiporter activity; potassium:proton antiporter activity. Gene Ontology annotation, cellular component: plasma membrane. Lineage: Eukaryota; Metazoa; Chordata; Aves; Anseriformes; Anatidae. The record is from RefSeq and is a predicted model, not a curated record. Gene Ontology annotation, biological process: proton transmembrane transport; sodium ion import across plasma membrane; potassium ion transmembrane transport.